CAUGUUGGGAAGGGUCGGUCUGAAUCCUAAACAAGAUUUCCGUGUACGAUCAGUGAACCGUCCUGUUUUGCCGGGCUUUGUGGCUAAAUGUUUAUAUGCGCUUAUUUUAACACGAAGACAAGAUACAAAAGGCGACUGACGCACUAUUGAAAAGAAAGUACUAAUCUAUGUAGUCUGAAUCCAGUUGACUUCAACUUUGCACUUUGCUGCUGAAGGUUUGAUUACAAAGAACGAACUGACAAUUAGAAACCACAUUGACGCAACUUAGCUCUAUCGUAAAAGGACUGCUGGUGUUCAGACAAAAUGUCAAAGCCUAGUAAACAGCAGCUUACGCUUCACAAGGUGAUAAUGGUCGGGAGCGGUGGUGUAGGAAAGUCCGCACUCACUUUACAGUUUAUGUAUGAUGAGUUUGUUGAAGACUAUGAACCUACAAAGGCCGAUAGCUAUCGAAAGAAGGUGACCCUUGACGGGGAAGAGGUACAAAUUGACAUCUUGGACACAGCUGGUCAAGAAGACUAUGCCGCCAUUCGGGACAACUACUUCCGUUCGGGGGAGGGCUUCUUAUGUGUAUUCUCAAUAACUGAACAGGAAUCAUUUCAGACAACCUCAGAAUUUAGAGAACAAAUAUUAAGGGUGAAACAUGACAGAACAGAGGAACAGAUCCCAUUUGUACUGGUCGGUAACAAAGCAGACCUGAACGAGAAACGCCAAGUUAGUCGUGAAGAAGCAACUAAUCUCGCCACUAGCUGGCACAUACCCUACGUAGAAACAUCAGCGAAAACAAGGGAGAACGUUGAUAAGGUCUUUUAUGAUUUAAUGCGGAAGAUAAGUGAACAGAAAGCUGCAGAGGAAAGUACGCAAAAUGGAAAAGAUGGAAAGAAAAAGAAAAAGAAUAAACGAAGAAAAUGUUUAAUUCUCUGAAUAAAUAAGUGAACUGUGUUCAAGAAAAGAUUAAGGUUAAACUUAGCUACUGCACUGCUACAUAAUAAGGAGUUGAUAACCAGGGGGUUAUAGUUAAAGUACAUAGUCAAAUAAAAUAUUUAAUAUUGAGAGAGGGUUGGUGAGGGAGUAAAUAGGAGGGAGGGGUGUGAAUUCAUGUUUGCACUCAAUUUAAUUAUGUGCUAUUUAGAAAUAUUAAAUAUGUCCACAUCAAAGUAAAAUCCACAAAGACUCUUAUUUUAAAAUUCAUUGAGAUAUAGCAAAAUGAUGAUCUCUGAAGCAAAAACUAUAAUUUAAAUUCACCUAGCUUCAUUUUUUAUAUAUUUUAACAGCAAUCUGUUAUAAAUUGUAUGCAAAGAAAAAAAAAUGUGGAAAUGUGUCUAUUCUAACCAGCAAGUGGCUUUAUGUAAAUAACCUACAGUUUGCUGCUCUAGGGAUUGUCACGGUUACAAGUGCUGGUGCUAAUGUUCGGCCAACAUUAACUACAGGUGUUGCUUUUGGCAUUGUCUUGAUUACUGAUGCUAAGUUUAUAUGCUGUUGACAUGUCAUCUCUCGUUAAUGACCAAAUUCAGAUUGAUUUUCCCAAAGUUGUGUAGUUGUGUUUCGGAUACAGAAUAUCCGCAUACAUAUCUUUAUAUCCACACAAUCUCCUGUUGCAGAACAGUUUGCACGGUAUCAAUCUGACCAAAAUUAAUGAUACGUGUAUUUUAAUGAAAUUAGUUGUAAAAAAUGACUCGCCCACCGUAAUUAUUCACCAGGUAAUUGAUUUGAGUUUGAGGUCUUUCGGGAGCAGAAAGCAAACUCAAUACUAUGUAGAUGAUAGUUAUGAUGGAUCCCCAGCCAAAUAAGGGUUUAUACAUGUCAACAUUUAUUUCCAGUGCUAAUUCCUUUGAUGCUGUAUUUAGAUUUAACAAUCACAUCUUUUUUAUGACACUAUGUUAACACUUAGUAGAAGUGGUAGUAAUGUUGCACGAGAUUGUGCUCUGCUAGAGCAUAUAUACCGAUAUAACAAUUUUAAUAUUAUUUUUGUAAAUAACGCAAAUACAAUACUUACUUGGUCCUCCCUCCAAUUAGUGACCCCCUUCAAUUAUAGACCACCUCCAAUUAAAUACCACUUUUCUUUGGUUCCUUCAAUUAAAUACCACUUUUCUUUGGUUCCAAAUUAACAGUUGUCUUUAAUCUUUUUUAUUUUAAUUAGAAACUCAAGUUGCUAAAGACCACAAACCCUGGUUUUUAAAUGGAGGCUGACCUGUAUUAGGUUAAAAGUGAUUUUCCCUUUAGAGGAAUUUUAUUUUUGCUAUGAAUUAAGGAAAUCAAAUUUGUAAGGUAGUUCAGAGCAUAUGGUAUAAAAACACUGUACAAUCUGUAAAUGAGUUGUUGAUUUAUUAGGUUUAAUCCUUAUUUUGAUUGUGAUUGUUGAAGAUGCUUUCUGCCUUAAUUUACUAACCUCUCAAUUAUACUUGAAUUGCAGUUUUUUCAUGUUUAGAUUUGGGGUAGAGUUGUAUAGUGGCGACUGAUUAUCAACAGUUGUAUUUUGAAUGGCUAGUACUAAUGGGCUGAUGGCAUUUGAAACGAGUUUAAAUAAUUGAAUACAGAUAGUGAUUGGAUGAUGAAUCGAUUGUGUUGGUUGCUAAUGAAGCUCAUACUUCGUGCUCAGGCAAAGAAGAUUUUCUGGCAACGUUAGGGUAGUGUUAGCGACUGCCAAAAUAUCAAUUUUUAUGAGUUGUGUUUUUGAUAAAAAUUUCUUUAAUAAUAUUUAAUUUUUACCUUUCCCGUAGGUGUGUUGCACAUUUGCAUGAAAAAUAGAGGAAAAUGAAAUGUUAUGAAUGUAUUGUUUUCCACAUUAGUAUUAUUUGGGAAAACUUGCAUGUUUCUUGUCAGAUCUUCAUCAGCUCACCCAAAUAAUUUUCCCCAUUAGCCCCUAUUUCAAUCCUCGUAGAUACUAUACAUUACAAAAGAGGAGUCUUGUCCUUUUUUAAUCAAAUGUGAACAUUAUUUUUUAUUUAUGUUUACGGGGUUACAUCUUGCAAAAUACUAGUAAGUCUGUCACUGCAAGGACAAUAACAUCCAAUUAGAAUUAUAAAUUCACUUAAGAUUUCUAUAAUAAUAGCCACUGCCUUAAAAAAAAAAUGCCUUUCAUGAAGUUAAAAUGAUGGAACAGAGUGGUGUUCUUGAACCAUUUAUUAAUUUUUAACAAUCAGCAAAAGAUAUUCACCAGUUUUAUGGUACCUACCAUAUCAUAAAUACUUGUGUUGUGCAAGGUGUGAUGGCAAAAUUUGGCAACAUUAUUUUAAUAGGUUUAUGUACAAACAAUAGCCAAUGCUAUAUUCCAUUCUAUUACAGGCUUUAUUCAUAUUAAGUUAAGAACAUGAUAAAUAAAUUUAAAUUGCCGGUGCAUAUUAUUGGAAAUUUGAAUUACACAAAAGCUUCCAUCAAAGUGGAAUCCAACUGCUGUGUAUUUAAAAUUUUAUAUUAAUUAUCUUAAUGUGAGUGCUAGAUUUGUUUAAUGAAAAAUUCUUUCACUUAAAAAAAAAAACUAUACUUUCAAAUUGCAGAAUGAAUGAAAUGAAAUAAUCUACAGUAAGUGAGGUCUCGCCACAAAAUGAGAUGCAUCAUUGGUAAAAUCAUAUUGAGAUAUUUACCAAAAUCUGUCAAACUUUUUACAAAACUUUGAUCUUACUGUUUUAAAAUAACUUGAUACAUAUUUUAUGAUUGUAUACUUUUUAAGUGAAUUUUCUUACCAAAACAGUGUUCUCUGUGCAUAUUCUGUAAUUCUAGCCCUAUUAUUUGUACAGGUUAGUUUAUCUUUGAGGCCGAUUUUCUAAUAACAUGGUUCUCAUACACCUAAAUGCUCACAUCUACUUCUCCUAAAGAAGCCUUUCAAAGACCACACUAAAUCAAUUUUCUAACCAUGAGACUCAUUUUGUGGUGACACUUUGCUGAGGUAUAGAGAGAUGAAUUGUUAUUUUUUAGUCAUGUGAAAAAAAAAAUCCCUGUUUCUCACACAAUUUGAUCUCAAGAUCUUGAGAUGGGGAGGCAGGCAUUUUAAACAAAACACAGCUUAGCACAAGAAAAAAAAAUCAAAGGUUUUUAAUAUCACAUUAUAUUUUGAUACAAUUUUUUAAGUAUGAUUUUGUAUCAAGUAAAUUAGCGCACUUAUAUGAUUAUCAAAUUUUUCUUGACAAAACACAGUUGUAUGCCCAUAUAUAUUCAUGAUGUGAUGUCAUUAUGACCAUAUUUAGGCAUAUCCUAGUUUUUUCAAAUAAUCACUAGUGUACAGUAGUAGUAAACAAGAUUGACACACCUUAUGGUAUUUAUUUAAAUUAUAUUAUGUUACUGCUAAAUUUACAGCAGUUUUGUAUAUGCCUCCUUUAAAGUACCUCUGCUCCUUGGUGUAAAACAAGAUUUAGGCCCAAGUGAAUCUUUUUAAAAUCCAUCUCUACCCACAUUAGAAACUUUUCUUUGACAAUUACCUCUGAUUUGUCCAUACAUGAUACCAUAUGGCAUCAUUAUUUUGACGGGUUUCAGAUAUUUGUCACAUAAAACCCAAUGUUUUGUCCAUACAAUACAAUUUUGUGUGACAAAUUUGUGUUAUGUGCCAAUACGUAGGAAUAAUGAUGACAUAUUUAUACACCAAAAUAUGGGCACAUUACAUGUAUUUGUCACAUAAAACUUAAUAAUGCUUUGUUUGCACUAUUAAAUGUUAUGUGGCCAAUUUUUUUAAUGUGCCCAAAUAUUGACAUUAUGAUGUCAUUACACCAAAUAUGAGCACAUCAUGUGUGUGUUUUGUCGUCAGUAUCGAAUUUUAUGUGACAAAUGCAUGUGGUGUGGCCAUAUGUGGGUAUGAUGAUGUCAUGUUACACCAAAAUAUGGGCACAUUUAUUUGUCACAUAAAAUUUGGUUGUGUGGACAGAGGUUUUGUAGAGCAUGGCUAAAGAUAUACUGUCUAGGUUGAGCUUCUAAGCUUCAUAAUAGAAUUCAGAAUUUAUAAUACUUUUUAAAUUUAAAUAAAUUAAAAUAGUUUAACACAAAUAUUUUUCUUGCCAAUCACCAGAUUCAUAAAUUGCUAAUGUGGUUUUGCAUAGAAUAUUAAAAACUCAAUGUUAAAAAUGUAUUGUCCCCUGAAAAUAAUAAAAAAAAAAUAAAUAAAUAAAAAAAAAAAAUAACAAUUUAAAAUUAACUUGCUCAUUUUGUAGUAACAUACAAAUUAUUUACUGCAACAUACAACUUGAGCAUAGAAAUUAUUUAAUAAAAAUGUGUACUCUGAAUUUCAUACAGAAUAAUGAUAAAAAUAAUAAAAACACUUCCAAUAAAUGCAAAGUGUUUCUGUCGUCUUUUACUGUAAAAUUAUGGGUAGACACUUUUUAAAUACGCUUAAAUUUCUAUGUUUAAGUUGAUUUUAUGUUACUUCUAAUUACCGGUAAGUUAAUUUCAACAAUGAUUUUUAUAUUUUUUGAUACUCAUCACUUGACAAUACAUCUUAAAUUUCCAAUAAAUUUCAUAGAGUGAAAAGUCUAAAAAUUAUUGGUACCUGAAUUGUUUGAUCCUUUAAAAUGAGUAAACUUUUGUCCACACUAUCACAUUUCAUGUGACAGUAAAUGUGCUAUGCUCAUAUUAUUUGGCUAUAAUAUGAUGUCAUCAUGUCCAUAUAUGGGCACAUCACACAAAGUGUGUCGCAUACAAUUUGUUUAGUGUGGACAGAGCCUUAUUUGUGUUUAAUCGGUUUAAGUAUGACCUUUGCCUAUGACAGACAGUGUAUCUUUAAUCUUAACCGGUUUUAUGGAAUUGGAACCAAUAUAAGUUCUUAUUUUGUAUGGUAUAAUAUUUUAAUAAAGUACAUUUCCUAAUGGUAUAGAGUAUAUGUGUAUUAUAGAUAAUUACUGAAAGCAUUGUAUAUUUGAGUUUAAAGAUUUAUUUAAUUUUUUUUUUUUUUUGUGUACUCCCAUUUUUAUAUGUGUCCCCUCAUUUUUUUGAUGACGUCACAUGGUAGAGUUCUAUUAAAACAGAAUGAAAAUAUCUA
Anneissia japonica is the source of this 5959-nucleotide messenger RNA. Its product is annotated as ras-related protein O-RAL-like. NCBI's taxonomy places the organism in Eukaryota, Metazoa, Echinodermata, Crinoidea, Comatulida, Comatulidae. Gene Ontology annotation, molecular function: GTPase activity; GDP binding; GTP binding. Gene Ontology annotation, biological process: Ras protein signal transduction. The transcript is spliced from 6 exons. Bases 304 to 921 code for a protein of 205 amino acids. The record is from RefSeq and is a predicted model, not a curated record. Gene Ontology annotation, cellular component: plasma membrane.